AUGGUUUUAAUUCUCAGUGGGAAUAAACUGGCCCUUAAAGGAGAAAUAACAUUUCCACAAUGUAUUUCUGAUCAAGUUUAUUUUAUUGAUUCUAUUCGUUGUCAUGAACUUUGCUGUAACAAAAAUUCUUUAAAAGAAGAAUUAGCAAAAGCUGGAGCUUAG
Molecule: messenger RNA, 162 nt
Organism: Cetraspora pellucida
Lineage: Eukaryota; Fungi; Glomeromycota; Glomeromycetes; Diversisporales; Gigasporaceae
Source: the annotation of a GenBank genome assembly